Molecule: messenger RNA, 1302 nt
Organism: Sporothrix brasiliensis 5110
Lineage: Eukaryota; Fungi; Ascomycota; Sordariomycetes; Ophiostomatales; Ophiostomataceae
Exons: 2
Coding region: 1-1302 (433 amino acids)
Molecular function (GO): monooxygenase activity; FAD binding
Source: RefSeq, a predicted model, not a curated record
AUGGGCAGCCAAGAUGACCAGUUCACCAUUAUCAUUGUCGGCGGCGGCAUUGCCGGGUUGGUUGCGGCCAUCGCCCUUCGCGCCCCCCGUCGCCACAUCACCGUCCUCGAGCGCUCGCGCAUGCUCCACGAAGUCGGCGCGCUCAUCUCGCUGCAGCCCAACGCGAGCAAGAUUGUCACCAAGCUGGGGCUGGACCCGUUCCUCGCAGCGGCGUCGCCUCUCGUGGACCGCGGGUUCCGCCUGUUCGACCAGGCGGGCCACGUCGUGCGCGAGCUGCCCCUGGACACGGCGCGCUUUGGCGCCGACCGGGUGCUCUACCACCGGCAGGACCUGCACGCCGCGCUGCGGGAUGCCGCCGUGAGCGACGCGGGCGUGCUGCCGGGCGCACCCGUCGCGAUCCGCACGGCGGCGGCGGUCGUCUCGUGCCUGCCCGAGGACGGCCUUGUCGUGCUGGCCGACGGUUCCCGGCUGCAGGGGGAUCUCGUCGUCGGCGCGGACGGCAUCAAGUCGGUCGUGCGCAGCAGCGUGCUGGGCGCGCAGGCGGCGCAGUACCAGCCCAUCCCCACGGGCCUGUCGGCGUACCGCGUGCUGAUGCCGCGGUCGCUUCUGGACGGGGUGGCGGGCCUGCCGCCGUCCGUCACGCUCAGCGAUCCGGCCAUUACGUCCAUGGUCGUGGGCGGCGACAGACGCGUGAUUAUGGGGCCGGGCCGGGGCGGGGCGCUCUAUGGGUUCGUGGCCCUGGUGCCGGACAGCAGCUGCGCAAACGAGGCGAGCGCCAGCGAGGAUACAAAGGAGGACAACGACAGCAGCUGGGUCCGGGCAGGCAGCAAAGCCGAGCUCAAGGCUGCGUUUGCUGGCUUUGCCCCGUGGCUGAUGGACUUGUUUGAGGCUGCCUCUGACGACGACAUUGGCCUGUGGCAGCUGCGCGACUUGGAUCCGCUGCCGCGGUGGACGCGAGGCCGUGUUGUCUUGGUCGGCGAUGCCGCGCAUGCGAUGCUCCCGACCCAGGGCCAGGGCGCGAGCCAGAGCGUCGAGGACGCCGAGGCGCUGGCGGCGUUCUUGGCGGAGGUUGGGCCGGGGGCGACGAAACCGACGGGACAGGAGAUCGACAGCGUUCUGCAAAAGGUGUGGGAGGCACGCCACGACCGUGUCAGUUUGAUUCAGGCCUACAGUCGACAGCAGGCGAAGCCGGCGACGGAGUCGGGCUCGCAAAAGGUGACACUGGACCCGGGCGAGUUCUUGCAGUUCAACUGCGACUAUGACGGCGCCGUGGACUGGUUGAAGAGGAGGCGUGCUGCGUGA